Molecule: messenger RNA, 2715 nt
Organism: Symbiodinium natans
Lineage: Eukaryota; Dinophyceae; Suessiales; Symbiodiniaceae
Source: the annotation of a GenBank genome assembly
AUGGCAUGGCUUGCGUGCUUGGCAUGGGCGGUUGGAGUGCAGAUGGUGGCUGCAAAGGGCGGCACAGGGGCACCAAGCUGUCCUCAAUCCCAAGGUUCUCUUUUUCUGCAGAAUCUGCGAGUUCUCAACAGCCGCCAGGAGCAAGGGCAGAUAGGCUUUGCUCGCCUGCAGGCAUUGGCCAAUCGCAGUGGCGAGACAUGUCCAUCAUGCACGUGCCCCACUAGCCUGCUGCAGCGGAAGCCGCUUUUUAGGAGGAUGAAUGCUUUGGAGAACUUGGUCGAUGACGAUGUUGUGCAAACCGUGGCUCCGCUCGCGUACGGGGCGAAGUUUAUGAACUGCCUGUCCGCGGUGAGCAAUGUGGCAUCGAUCGCCAGUGUCUUUGGACUCGGCUUUGGGGAUGGCAUGUCAAACGAAGAGCUCGAGCACAAGAUUUCAGAAGAAAUCCAGCGGGAACAUGGAAAAACACGUGAAUUGAUCAACGAGAACCACCGGGAGGUCAUGGCAGAAAUUGAGAGUCAGGCAGAGGAAACCAGGGGUCUCAUCACGCAGUUUGGAAAGGCAGCAGAUGCGUACCAUCGCUUCUAUUCGUGUGCAAUGCCCACUACCUUCACGAAGAGCCUACUGGAGAAUUUUGUCCAAGCUCGCCCAGUGCAUUUGUCCACCUUGUCCGAGAACCUUGGAAGUUCAGGCUUUCCAUUGGACGUUCUCUUGGAGAUUUCGGAGGAGGAAGCUGUCAAAUACGAGAAUGUUUGGGACCACAUCCGAUCGGUACUUCCCGUCGAGGGCGAUCCAGGGCUUGCGCCGAGCCUGCUCCAAGUUCCUUCGCACGCGAAAACAGCGGCGGUUCUACAAGUUUGGACACUUGACAGCCUGGCGAACCUUACUACAGGUCGUUGCACUCCAAAAGUUAGAGUGCCUGGCCGAAGUGCAUCGGGUGACGCGCCGGCUCUGGUUCUAAAGCUUGACGGUGUUGGCGACCCCCCCUCUCCGCACAAUCGUUUCCUAUCCUUUCCAAGCCAGUGGACCCCACCCGCGUUUGGAAGCUUUGAACCACAGAAGACGAGUGGGCGUGCUGGCAGUUCUCGUUGCGCUGCUGGAGUGCACGCCGUGACGGGAAGGAUCACCGAUUUCAGCUGUGUUCCAUGGGGCCCGCAUUCGGAGCUAUCCCCGAAUGCUGAAACCGAGGCCAGCGCCCUGCUGGACGACAUAGAGAAGGCGUCGAAUUUGUUUCUGAUAUUGGGUGUGAACCGCCUCGACUCCCUGGAUUUGAAGAUCACCAUGCCAAUUGCCCUCCUGGGGCCGCUGGAGGAUGACCCCGACCUCGGCCUGGACAACUCGAGCAUCAACUGGAUCCUGGCGCUCGGAACGCUUGCGCGGGCCUUCGGCAAGUUCGUCAACGGGGUGUUGGUGGACACAUUUGGCGUUCGCCCCUUCCUCUACGUGGCCUUGCUGCUGGCUUCGGGCGCCUGCCUCGUCUUCGCUUCUUCCAGCGGGGCAGGUACUCUUGGCGCGGCCGUCGCCACUCUCAACUACUGCUGCUCUGGGGCGUGGCUGACUGGGUGUAAAGUCAUCGAGCGUCGCUUCCGUCGAGAAGACUCGGGACUUUGCUUCUCGGUGCUUGCCACGUGUUCUCGUCUGGGCUCCGUGCUCACACGCCUUGGCCUCGGCCUUGUGCUGCUUCUGCUGCCCUGGCGGCAGAUCGCCUACGGCGCGGCGGCCGUGCUGGUCACUUCCUGGUUCUUGGUGGUGCAGGUGCUCCUGAAGGGCGAUGCGGCCCUCGAGAAGGAUGCAGAUGGAAAGCCGAAGCUUCAGGUGGAGCCAGGCACGCCGCGCCGAUUGCUUUCCGCUAAAGUUUCAAAGGCCGGGCAAAGAACCGGAAAACAGGCGGAAUCGACGGAGGCGCCGACUCUCUGCCAGGUGCUCUCGAACCGAGGUUUGCAGCUCCACUGCAUCGUCAUCGCGGGCGCGACGUGCCUUAUGUCGCUCGAGAAUAUGUGCCCGCUGCUUUUAAAAGAUUUUGCGAGUCUCACCAAUGCAGAGCUUAGCAUUCGCACGGCGAUUUUCCCUGCCGGCGUCCUCAUCGGAGUAUUGACGCUGCCGCAUCUGCAUGCACGAAUUCCCAGCCAGACAGGAAAGCUGCUCCUGGAGCUCGGUCUCCAGUCGCUGGCACUGGCGGCCGGAGGCUUCCUCACCCUUUUGGUGAGCCUGCCAGCGAAGACCGUCCGGGUGGAGUUUCUCCUGAGCUGUUUGGUCUGCAUGGCCUUAGGUAUCUCUUUCAACUACUACAUCAAGCCUGGCAUGCACACCCUGGAGUUCGGAGAGAGCUGCGCCACGGCUUCUUCAAUGUUGGACACCGUGGGUUACUUUGCCACCGUGGCCUUCCAGUUCUCAACAUCAGUUCUGUUUCGGAAUGGAGGAUGGUUCAAAGAGCUUGGAGGGCCGUGGGUCCACAUAGCCGUGGCGCUCGUGUUCUGGGUGGUGGUCAUGAACGUGGGCACGGUGGCCCUCUUCGUGGAGCGCUCCCCGGGCUCCCUGCCGAAGUGGCGCGACCUGCGGGACCAGUUCUGCGGCCGUUCGUUGACCGUCGGGCUGCUUUUGCUGGGCGGCAGCUCGUUUGCUCUCCUGGCACUUCCCGCGCGCGUGGUGGAGGAGGAGAUUCCGAUGUGUAUUGAAGUCGAUGGGCGCGAGAGCUGCGCUGCCUCUCUGGACUCCUAG